Lolium perenne is the source of this 833-nucleotide messenger RNA. The record is from RefSeq and is a predicted model, not a curated record. NCBI's taxonomy places the organism in Eukaryota, Viridiplantae, Streptophyta, Magnoliopsida, Poales, Poaceae.
UGUAGAACACCUGGGUGUUCCAUCCAAUGGUCACUAUGUUUGUAUUAUCCGUCCAUCACAAACUGAUUGGUUUCUGUUUGAUGAUUCUAAGGAAAUCUAUCUACAGCUUGUAACAUUUUUGUAUAUAUUUCGUUCAAGUACAUGGUUCUAGCGUCUAAACUUUUGUGGUACAGGUUAUGAAGAUUUGCAAAGAUAGAGCUUUGGACAGCGAAGCAUACCUUCUAUUCUAUGUCAAGCAAGGUUCAUCUCCGUGGUUCUCUACCUUACUUAAGAGAAAGAAGAACAGUUCCGGUGACAGCGAUGAGGGCAGUUACAGUUGUAGUGGCAGUGACAGUGACAGUGAUGAACAAGAGAAUGAGGGUUCUCCCGAAACCCCGUCUUGGUGUAAAGAUGAGGUCAGGGAUACCAAUGAUUCUCCAGAUGGAGCACUGGGUACCUUGGGGCUCAGAUCAGUCGGCCCCAACUCCGACAACAUUUCUAAGGGCAAGUGCAUUACCAGUAUUGUCCAAGAGAAAGCAAUAGAGGACGAGCCUAUCAAGCAGUUUAAAGACAUGCUGAUUAAUAAGUUACGUAUGGCUGGAUUAACUGGAAGUGAGAUUGAGGAAGCUGCUGCUGUCAUACUUGCAAGAACUUUGGAAGAAUCACAGAUGGUGUUUGCACUUAAGGCUUCAAGGAGAGAGUAUAUCGUUGAAACGCUCGAUGAUAGAGACAAAACUGGAUUAAAGAAGCGCAGGCGAAACGACACCAAAGUAGAAGGACACGAGCUUGGAGAAGUAUCUAGGGAAGAAGAGGAGUCCGGGGACAUCGCACUUUGUGACUUUGAGCACUUCUAA